AUGUUUAAACAAUUAAGUCAGUUGAGUAAGAAUCUCACAGAUGAGUUACAAAAGGGGCUCACCGAUGAAAGUUUUAUGAAUGAUUCUACAAAUACUUCAAAUAACAAGAUUGAUGAAACAGUAUUUGCAGAUGGUACAAAAUUUAUUGAUUUGCCAAAGGAUGUUCAAGGAAAAUUACGUAAAUUUGAUAAAUAUGAAUCAAAAUACCCUUUAUUAUUAAAUGCUUAUAAAAAUGAAAAGGGUAAAACUUUAAAAUUUGAAUCUAUAAGAAAAAUUUUGACAGAAAAUACACCAAUUUCUGAUAUUAAUGAUAUUGAAGAAACUUUACCUGCUUUUUUUCAAGAUAUUACUAAUAGAACUUCAAUCCUAAAUGAUGAAUUAAAGAGACUAAAUAAAGUUAAGAAUGAAAAUAUAGAAUUAAAGAAGAAAUUACAAGAGUUGGAAAAUAUAAAAUCUGAAGAGAAUGAAACUGUAAUUGAUAAUGAUAAAUCUUUAAAUGAAAAUGAGGAGCUAGAAGCUGCUCGUAAUGAGAUAACUAAUUUAAAUGGAUCUAUAACAAAAUAUGAAGCAGAUGUCAAGAAGAUGGAUGCCAAAGUCGAACUAAUGGAAAAAGAAUUACUUGAAAAGACUGACGAUUGUAAGAAAUUGGAAUCACAAAUUCAAGAAAAUGUUACAGAAUUGGAGGAUACAAAGAAACAGUUGAAAGAAAAAGAAAGCAUAAUAGUAGAUUUAAAAGAAGAUGUCAGUUCUAAGGACAAACUUAUAGAAUCUUUUAAAGUGGACAUCGCAUCAAAAGAUGGUACUAUCCAAUCCUUACAAAAUAGUAUAAAGAACGACUCUGAGGCACCUGUACUAAAGGAAACUGAUUCCCCUUCUGAUAAACUUGAACCUACGAAUAAUAACUCAAAGAAAAAUAAGAAAAAGAACAAAAAGAAGAAGCAGCAGCAGCAGCAGCAGCAGCAAGUUCCUCCAUCAAUACCAGCUGUAAACGUAAUAGAACAAAACAAUUCAGAAGAAUUCGAUGGUCUAAAGCUGAAAUAUGAAUCAUUAGAGAAACAAUAUGAGUCUCUAAAGACCGAACAUUCUCAUUGCGAGGAAUGGGAAAAUAAAUUUAACAUCCUAAAGGAAGAGUCUGAUAAGCAAGCUGACGAUCAAUCUCUCAGUGAAUUACAAAAAGAAUAUGACGAUAUCAAUGGACAGUUAAUCCUUGCCAAACAAUCUCUGAAAAAUAAAGACACUGAAAUAGAAGAAGUUAGAGAUAUGCUAAGGGAUGUUGGUAAUGAACUUGUUGAUGCUAAAGACCAAUUAAAGGAAUCAUCCCAAGUAGAAAAGGUCAAUGAUGAGACCAAGAAACAAAUAGAGAUGCUGAAGAGGACUAAUGAACUCUCUGAAAAGAAAAUAAAAGAAAUAGAUACAGUACGUGCAACUCUUCAAAAGAAUAUUGCUCAAUUGACUUCGGAGAAAGAAGAAUUAAAUAUUAAGUUUAAGAAAAUUCAAAAUGAAAACACAACUAUGAUCAAUGAUUUAAAAGAAUACAAAAAUAUCAAAAACUUAGUUACCCAAAAGGAAAAAACUAUCCUCUAUAUGGAAAAUCAAGUUAAGGAAUAUAGUGAAAAGCAGGAAGCUUUGCAAAAGAAAUUUGCAUUACUAGAAACCGAAAAUUCCCAAUUAAACAACAGAAUAUUAUUGCUGAAGAAGGAGAACAGUACGUUAAGCUCUAACGUCAAUAAGAAUAGUUCCAUGUAUGAGAAUUAUGUCAAAGAGAAUGGUAAAUUAACAGAAAGAAUAUCCAUCUUACAAGAAAAGUACAAUGCUUUGGAGGAUCUCAAAUCAAAUUCUAGUGACCAAGUGCACUCCAUAAAGAGACAAUGUGAGGAGUUGAACCUGAAAUUGAAAGAGUCUUCAAAGAAAAUCAGAUCCCUCGAAGAAGAGAUAAAUGACUACACGAAUAUUAUCCAAGACAAAACAAGAGAGUCAGAGACAAUGAGAAGGUUAUUGAAUGAUGCUUUAAAUGACAACUCAAAUAAAGGUAACGAUUAUGAAACCAAGAUUCAAGCAAUAAUUGAAGAAAAAGAGAAUCUACAAAACCAAUUAAGUCUUCAGUCAUCAAAGCAGAACGUGGAAUUUCAAAAUUUAACAAAUACUAAUCAUCAACUAACAAUCGAACUUAAUAAUUUAAAGUUGAAGGAAAAAUCAUUAAAUGAAGAGGUUGAGCAAUUGAAAAGGUCUAACGCAAGUUAUAAACGCAAAGAUGAAAUUGAUAACGAGAAUACUGAGGACUUUAAUAAAGUAAAGAAGAACUUGAAGGAUUUAUUGUCAAAAUCAGAUGGUAAGAUUCAUGACUUACAAUUGAAUAAUGACGAAUUGUUAUCCCUAAAUAAUGAUUUGAAUAAGAAACUUGAAAGAUUGACGAAAAACUAUAAGGUUCUCUCAAAUCAAUUAAACACACUAAAAGAGAAUUCCGUCACAACAAGGCCUGAUAGAUCCGGUUCUGUUAGUUCACAGUUGUCCAAUAGUAACUCAAUCUCUACAACUAGCAUUACUGUCCCUGAACCAAUACCUCGUUCUUCAUCUUCAUCUAAGGAUAUCUCAACCAUGAAGGAAAUUAACAGUUCUGAUAGUAUAACAGGGACGCAAUCACAAAACGAAAAACUUGCAUAUGUGAAAAACGUGUUGUUAGGAUUUUUGGAACACAAGGAACAAAGAAAUCAAUUGUUACCUGUAAUUUCUAUGUUGCUACAAUUUGAUAGUAAUGAUGAAAAGAGGUUAGUAAUGGCAUUAAGAUAG
Messenger RNA from Maudiozyma saulgeensis, 2787 nucleotides. NCBI's taxonomy places the organism in Eukaryota, Fungi, Ascomycota, Saccharomycetes, Saccharomycetales, Saccharomycetaceae. The record is from the annotation of a GenBank genome assembly.